Molecule: messenger RNA, 146 nt
Organism: Dentiscutata heterogama
Lineage: Eukaryota; Fungi; Glomeromycota; Glomeromycetes; Diversisporales; Gigasporaceae
Source: the annotation of a GenBank genome assembly
AAGAUGACUUCCACAACAGUGGAAUCGAUACAUUAGCAAUUUUAACAAUUCCACAAUUCCAUAAGUGUGGAAUUACUGAUAAUUCUAGUAAUUCUACAAUUCCAAAUCGUGUGAAAUUUUAUUUAAACAUAAUUGUUUGUAUUUAA